GCAACUCGGGUUGCAAGUCGAAGACAGCUGUAAUUCAAAACGAAAAGAAUCAGUCACAACAAUGAUUUUAGUUAAUCAGCUUCGCUGGAAGAUUGACAUUUAAACCGUAAUCGCGUCACAUGACAUGAGGGAAAAAGAGACAAACGAAGAUCGAUGCGAUCGGAGAUGCGAAAGGGAUGAUGCACAGCAGGAAGUUGGAUGUACGGGAGUCAAACAGCUGUUUGACAGAUGGAGGCCCUGCGCGUUGGCUCGGCUCAGCUCGGCCUCGCUCGCUCGCUCGCUCGCUCGCUGGCUGGCUGACUGGCCCGACGACCUUGACCCAUCAACCUCUUCGAAGAAGCAGAGAGAGACGCGAGGUGGGUGGGUGCGUGCGUGCGUGACAAACUCACUCACCGAUGCGCCAUAUCCUAGUGGGCGCCGUCAUUCUGUGCGCGGAUGGCAGUGGCGGUGGCGGCUUCUCGACGACGACAACGACAACGAUAACAACGACAACGACGACGACGACGACGACGACAACGACAACGAUGAUGAUGACGAUGACGAUGACGACAACGACAACGGUGGCACCGCGUUACGGAUACACGGCACGGGACGGAACGGAGCAGCACCAAGUGCUGCUGUGACAGGUGCGCGCGUAUAAUGCACGGCAACGAUGACGAGAACGGCACGGCGGAAAUGUACGCCGCUAUUUCCACGAUGCUCGCGCGACAAAGUUGCAGAGUCACCGUAGGAGCAGCCACCGCCGUGGAAGCGGUCCUCCAUUAACGAUGCUUCACAGGCACGACCGCCCACACGUAGUCGAAGGAGAGCGAGAGUAUGAGAGAAAUAAAGAGAUCGGGAGAAAGAGGGGGAAAGAGAGAGAGAGAGAGAGCGAGAGAGAGAGAUGAAGGAAGUGAAGAAUGUCGCGCGGAUGGAAUGUCAAAAUUCAUAACAUCACUGACUGAUCCUGCUGAUUUGUUGUCGAACUUGGACGUGUCCACACGCAUGAUAUCGUUGAUCAGAAAGGAUAAAAUACACGAUAG
Trachymyrmex septentrionalis is the source of this 1022-nucleotide messenger RNA. RefSeq names its product protein TIC 100-like. The record is from RefSeq and is a predicted model, not a curated record. Lineage: Eukaryota; Metazoa; Arthropoda; Insecta; Hymenoptera; Formicidae. Bases 125 to 640 code for a protein of 171 amino acids. The transcript has 2 exons.